Teleopsis dalmanni is the source of this 1784-nucleotide messenger RNA. Its product is annotated as microtubule-associated protein 1B-like. The record is from RefSeq and is a predicted model, not a curated record. Bases 76 to 1665 code for a protein of 529 amino acids. NCBI's taxonomy places the organism in Eukaryota, Metazoa, Arthropoda, Insecta, Diptera, Diopsidae. The transcript has 3 exons.
UCAACAAAAUUGUUCCAAAAGAAGAAUACUAUAAAUUUUUAUAAUUUUUUCUUUCAAAAUUUUUGGCAAGCAAAGAUGUCUAAAAAUUUGGGAAGUUACUUUCGGACUGUAGUACGAAAUGCUUAUACUACUUUAAAGUACAAAAUGUGGAUGAAAUACCUGCGCAGAAAUAGAAUAACUUUUGAGGACUUGGUGGAAUGCUUGAACUUUGAAACUCAAUUAAAUCAAUCUGAUUCACUGAAUUGGAAUGAAGUUGAAGAUCAUGUAGAUAAUUUCUUCAACUUCAAAAUGACGCAACGCGACCGAUUAGAAACUUUUCCUAGCACAUAUGGAAAGAAAAGUAAGCCAAAGAGCACAAAAAAGAUGUCAUUUGCAAAUAGUAAGAAUGAGUCGAAAAAACAGCCUCUUUGUAUACGCAAGAAAAUAAAAGGUAUAAACAAACCUGAUCCAAUUACUCCAUUUAAGAUGAUACUGCCAAAUAGUAAAUUCGAGUCUUCCAACAAUACUAAACAGAGCGUUAAACCUGAAAACACGGAAAAGAAAAUAUUAGCAAAUAGGAAGAAGAGCAAAGAAAAGAAGUCACUGACAGGUGGUAAAUUUGAUUCUUCCAAAAUUAGUAAACGGAGCAAUAAACCUAAAAGCACGGAAAAAAAAUUAUUAGCGAAUAGAAAGAAUAACAGUGAGAAGAAGUCACUGCCAAAUGGAGAAUUCGAUUCUGCUAAAGUUAGUAAACGAAGCAUUAAACCUAAAAGCACGGAAAAAAAAUCCUUAGCAAACAAAAAGAAAACAAGUGACAAGAAGUCACUACCAGAUGACAAAUUCAAUUCUCCCAAAAUUACUAAACGGAGUAAUAAACUUAAAAGCAUUGAAAAGAAGUCCUUAGCAAACAGAAAGAAAAACGCAGAGAAGAGAUCAAUUUUCACGCGAAAUAAAACAAAAAGUGUCAACAGAUUUAAAGUUAAUGAUGAAUUGGGAAUAGUUCCUUAUCAUGAUUCAUUGAAUAUCAUCAACAGGCAUGAUAAGAUACGUAAAUCUAAGAAUAAGAAGAUUAAGGCAAAAUUUUUCAAAAAGAAAGGGAAAAGAAAGUUACCACUAUUCGCACGUAAGAAUCUGAAAGGUGUCAAUAAUCGCGAAUUCAUUACAAGACCUUCACUUGCUAAGGCCCUUAAAGAAAUUGGUGAAACUACUAAGAAUUUCUUUAAUGCUCCCAACGAGCGAACGCUAUAUGAACUCAAAGAUUACAAGGAAUUUUUAAUUAAACUGAAUAAAGCUUGUAAAGCUAAAGAUACUAUUCAAAAUCGAAAAGAUAAUAAUAUUGCUACGACACCUCGACGUGCUUAUGAACGCAAAGGUCCAAAAGCGACGCCGAAGGGUAAAAAAACAGAUUUUGAAGUUCAAAAAUUCGAAAAUCCAAAAGGGGUUAAAAAGAAAGAUGACAUGAAAAAUUCACCACAGAAAAAUAAAGAGAGGGUCUUAAAAAGAGGAUUUAAGCGUCAUCAUUGCACUGAAGAUUUCAAUGCAGUCAGAGUUGAUUGUCUAAGUGAUAACAAAUCUGAAAACCUAAGUUUGGCAAAUAGCCUAAAACGUCGUCGUGUCAGCAGUACUAUCAAGAUACCAUGGCCGCGAUAUGGUAUUCCUACUUUUCAGCUUGAACAACUGCUUUGAAGCACUACAAUAGAAUAGUAAGUAUCACUAAUAAAGAGAUCAUGUAUUCAUAUUUAAUCAUAAAUUAAAAAAAUUCUAUAAUCCUUUUCUUUAUUAUAUUUUCUAACAAAAAAUUUUUG